AUGCCUCUCGUCGUUCCUGGUAUCAACAACAACUCCUCCGGUGACAAGACCGAGGAAUGGACCAACAAGCUGGUCGGAAAGAAGCUGCAUGAGGAGGAGUCUAACGAGACGACGUUCUGCAAGAGAGACCUCCCCAAGGAGACGCGCGUCAUUGAGCCCGGCAUGAUGGUCACCAAGGACUUCAAGCCCGACAGAUUGAACGUGCACGUCAAGGAGGAUGGCACCGUCUCCCACGUCCAGCACGGUUGA
Messenger RNA from Colletotrichum spaethianum, 249 nucleotides. RefSeq lists its product as uncharacterized. NCBI's taxonomy places the organism in Eukaryota, Fungi, Ascomycota, Sordariomycetes, Glomerellales, Glomerellaceae. The transcript has 2 exons. The record is from RefSeq and is a predicted model, not a curated record. Bases 1 to 249 code for a protein of 82 amino acids.